Molecule: messenger RNA, 747 nt
Organism: Protopolystoma xenopodis
Lineage: Eukaryota; Metazoa; Platyhelminthes; Monogenea; Polystomatidea; Polystomatidae
Source: the annotation of a GenBank genome assembly
AUGGUCAUUCAUGGAAGCUUUACGUUUGUAUCCCUUUGGAACUCAAAAACAGCCCACAAAUGGCGUCAAUUUCUUAUCAUUUGGUCACUUUGUGGCUGCGCACUUUCCCCAUUUUUAAUUAUGCCUUUUUUUGAUCUGGAAAAAGUCCACAUUUCAAGAGAUGCCCUUGGUCAUCCAAACGUGCCUCUGGGGCCUAGUACAUCGCAAACUCCCGCCACUAUUAUAAUUUCUUCCGUUCUUUUUGAAGGCCAUAAGUCAAAUAUUUCUAUUAACCGAAUCAGGAGAGAAGCCUUCUAUAAUGUAUCUUCCUCUGCUACUUUGUCUAGCCUUUCAACUCCAUUACCUAUUUUACCUUCGAUCUCAAAAAUAGAUGAAAAAAAUCAUUCGAGUGUGAUAUGGUCCACUCAUCUCAAUGCAACUAUUCCUAUAAAUAUCACAUUUGACUACCCCUUACCCGCAUCGAAUAUAUCGACUGCAUUUCAACAGACCCUGUCCUCUUCCCUUGACUCUACUACAAAAUCGUUUGAAGCUAAUAACAAAACCAUAGCUACGACUCCUAUUAACUUGCCACACAAACCCUCAGUCAGCGAUGCACAGAAUCUUAAUCAGGACUCUGCUGCGGCCGAUGGGACCCAAGCCGCAAAAGUGAUGAAACAACUAGAAGAGGAUAGAAAAAUGGAUCCCAUUGAUCCAAAAGACAAGCCUUCAUCUAAACCCGCUAUAACUCCUGUUCCGUUCCUUUUUUAA